Penicillium lagena is the source of this 2139-nucleotide messenger RNA. Its product is annotated as transcription factor domain-containing protein. Gene Ontology annotation, biological process: DNA-templated transcription. The record is from RefSeq and is a predicted model, not a curated record. Bases 1 to 2139 code for a protein of 712 amino acids. NCBI's taxonomy places the organism in Eukaryota, Fungi, Ascomycota, Eurotiomycetes, Eurotiales, Aspergillaceae. The transcript is spliced from 2 exons. Gene Ontology annotation, molecular function: DNA binding; zinc ion binding.
AUGAUGGCUCUUGGGAUAGGGCUGAAAACUCGGCUUCCAUUUCUCCCAGACGGGCCAACAACUGGCUUCAACCCUUCUUCGGUGCUCAUUCUCGGUGGUAGCUCUGCACUUGGUGCAGCCGUUAUUCAGCUUCUUCGUCUUGCGGUCCCAGAUUGCCUGAUCUUGGCAACCAGUUCGCCCAAACAUCACAAGCACCUCGUCUCUGUUCUGGGUGCAGACGGAGCAUUCGACAGAAAUUCUACAUCUCUGAUUACAGAAGUGAAAUCAGCAUCUGGAUCUCAAGGAGUCGAUGCGAUCAUUGAUGCAGUCGGCGCUGGUAGCAGCCAGAGAAACAUCUUUGAGGCAUUUAAUCCAAGUGGACCCAAAAAAUAUGCCCAGGUUUGGACUGGCGACGAGGAGAUCCAAGUCCCAAGCGGCGUGGAUUCGGUGAUGUUCAGAGGCCACCUAGAGCAUGCGACAGAUGUCGACGGAGGAAGGCCAAGGUCAGUGCAAGGACCAUUGGCUCCUGAAACAGGGAAAACUAACCGUCGAAUUACGCCGCAGUGUGACUGUCCAGAACCUUCGGCAGUUUGCAUCAACUGCCGACUGUCCGGGGAACAAUGUACAUUUGAUUUGCCGUUGGGUAGAAGAGGCCCCAAAGUGAAACGACACAAGGCCAAUAACACCGUGGGCUCAAGGCCUCACCACGCCCCGACCACGCCAACAUCGCAAUUACCAGAAGCCGAUGCGGCAUCCCAACUUGUCUGCGCUCCUGAUUCGAGAACUUUGUCUCUAGACGCCUGGGAUGCCGGACUGAGUGCCCUCGAUCCCGCCCUCUCACCAGACACAGUCCACACAGUCCGAACCUCGAUCUCCGAUGCACCAUCUGCACGAACUAUCUCUUCCCUGCAACGAUGGCACAGCCUAGCAAGGGAGCUAUCACUACGGAGCCCAUCAGCACAUCUCGAGCGGAUGAUAAAUCGAUGUUUCGAUUACUUCUUUGAAUAUUUAUUUCCUUUGAUCCCUCUGGUUCAUGAACCAAGCCUGCGGGAUGGGCUGAGCUUCUUCGUCAAUCAGGCCACGGGCCGGAGUUUGCAGGGUAGUAAUUCAAUGCCCGAAAGCAUUUUAUAUCGCGCGAAUAGCCUCAAAUAUCCGGACCUGUGGCCGGACCAUACAUUCACCCUCAUUACAGCGGUGUGUGCGGAGGCGGCAUUUCUUCUUCCAAAAGACAUUUUCCCUGAGGGGGAGGAGAUUGCAGACAUCUUUCUGCAUGCCUCUCGAAACUGCUUGAGCUCUUACCUUGAAGCCGACCUGGAAUACCCGAAUGCCAACUCCGUGGCCAUUCGGUACCUCCACUCCAACUGCAUGCAUGCGGCCGGCAAGCCGAGAUUUUCAUGGCACAUCUUUGGGGAAGCAACCCGGUUGGCUCAGGUGAUGCAACUGCACGACGAAAAGUCAUUACAGGGCUUAUCUCCACUCGAGGCGGAAUUUCGCCGACGCGCAUUUUGGAUUGCCUAUAUUGGGGACAAAUCUGCCGCAAUACUCAAUAACCGCCCCAUUACAAUCCACAAAUUUUCAUUCGAGUCGGGUAUCACCACGGCAUAUCCUACUGGGAUUGAGGAUGAGAUCUCUGUUUCUCCGGGGAACUCGGCACCAGAUGAUACGACGCGAAAGAGUUUCAUUGUAGGGUUUAAUGCAAACCUUCGCCUAUGGCAAGCUGCGUCAGACUUGCUUCUUGAAUUGCGACUGCUCGAAAGCCGAAAGGACCCCGGCUUGAUUACGCGACCGCUUCCAACUGCCGAAGAAAGAGGUCGAAUUGACCACCUCUUUUUACUUUUUGUGACGUCUCUCGAUAACUUGCCGCCAUAUCUACAGCCCGAUAUGUUUGCGAUGAACGUCGACGAGGAUAGCAAUCAGUUGGGUAACCCGUUGAAGCAGUAUAUCAUCCAGACAGCAAAUCUUUACGUGUCACUACAUUGUCUCCGGUUGGUCAUAGCUCAAAAGCUCGAGGAGUUUAACCACGCUACGCCAUUGCAUAACGAUAUUUUGCUACUGCGGAAAACUGAGAUCGCUCGUGAUAUGCUGCGUGUAAUCCGCGAAGCUCCUUUUUGGUCUUUGCAGGUGAACGGCGAGCCAUGUGUAAGUUGGCUUGAUCUAUGA